Molecule: messenger RNA, 1977 nt
Organism: Thamnophis sirtalis
Lineage: Eukaryota; Metazoa; Chordata; Lepidosauria; Squamata; Natricidae
Source: RefSeq, a predicted model, not a curated record
AUGCCUGUGGAUUAUCCCAGCCAACUUGAGGAGGUGAUGGAUUUUAUUCAAACCACUUUAAAAAGACUGAAGAGAUCACCAGAUAAACCACAUUUCUCCAAACGGGAAAGAAACCGGCAAAAUGCCGGAAGGAACAAUAAUUCCAACAAGAAGAAAGGACGGAGAGCGCAAAGACUCAAAUCUCGGGAUUGUGUCUUAAGUGAGAUUCACUUAAAUGUGACUGACUUGGGAUUGGGAUACACAACCAAAGAAGAAUUGAUUUUCCGUUAUUGUAGUGGUUCGUGCGAGACUGCUGUAACCCUGUAUGACCAAAUUUUAAACAAUUUAACCCAAAAUAAAAAGUUGGUCAGUGACAAAAUCAGGCCACAGCCUUGUUGCAGACCCAUUGCUUAUGAUGACGACCUUUCGUUUUUGGACGAUGACCUAUCAACUUAUCACAUACUGAGGAAACAUUCCGCUAAAAAAUGUGGGUGCGUUUGAUGUCCUUGUGUGUUUGGACACGGGCUACGAUAUUGCAUUCCUGCUAAAAUGGGCAAAGAAGGGGACCAAGGCUCCCGAGGAAAGGAAAAAGGUUGGCUUCAGAUGAAGGAAGAGGACCAAGCAUACAGGAGAACAACAGCUGUGCGAGCCUGGUUGGUGGAAAUCCAGCACGGGAUACUUGGUGAAGCUACAACAUGAUGGAGCUUUUGGUUUCUACAGGAAGGCAAAUAGACAUCAAUGCUCAGGGGCUGAGAUCCAGGAUGAAUGGGAAUUAUUUUACACCGUUGGUUUUGAGGUGAUCCACCAUUGGCACAAAACUUAGCCGAACAGGUGCUUAUCAACACAAGCCCCCUUUCUUCCUUCUUUGUUUUCUACCACCCACCAUCCUCCCCAAAUGGAAGUUAAACUAUUGAUUGUAGGCUUUCAUCCCAAUCUGGAGGCAUAAUCUGUCUUUCAUAUUGAGAAGAAUGUGUUUUGUGAUCAGGUGCAGGGGCUCCCGGGGAUGGAAUCAACAAUGUCAGAAUGGCCACCAUGAUUAGAUGAUGACUGGAGUGCCAACCCUUUUUAAAUAUGUCUGAUGGCAUGUUAAAAAGGAACGAUGCUUCGGUUAUCCAGCCACAUCCAUGAUUUCGGUCUUGUUGACCUUCAUCCCUUGUAGACACCCCUGAUCCAAACCUUCCCUAAUUUUGCAUCAGAGGUGGGUUCCUACCUAUUCGGUCCGGUUCGUUCAAAUAGGUAGUAACUCCGGCGGACAUGUGACCGCACCGGUUCUAUCCUCAGCGGUGCCAUCUUGAUUUUCUGUUUUGCACAUAUGCAGAACAACCUUCAUUGAAAAAAAUGUAAUUUUUAUUCCUUUUUAAAUGUUGUGCACAUGCACAGAUCAUUUUAAGUGCAAAUGGGCACACGCAUGGAGUGCGUGUCUGGUGUGUGCGUGAGCAAAGCGAGCACGCGUGUGCAAACUUUUUCGGGCACUGAACCAGUAGUAAUGGCGGCCGGAACCCACCCCUGCUUUGCAUCCUCCAGUUAAUAUGAACUGGGUUUCCAGAAUUCUUCAUAAUGGCCAUACUGGCUGAAGCAUUCGGAAAACUGAGAUCCCAGGUUGAAGAAGGCCACUGUGUGAGCAAUCCUGAGGAAUUUAUUGGGAUAUUUGAGAUGCAAGAGUGGAAUAUAUAGAAAUGUUAUAAUGGAGAAAACACACUUGAUGAAAGGAGGAAAUUAUCCUAGCAGAACUCUGCGUUCAUACAAAUUGCUGGCUAAAUUUGUCCAGCUUGAGAACUGACAGUUCCCAACAAUUCACUCAGCACUUUUUUGAUACUUGUUUAUGGAAAGCCUAGCAAUUGUAGAGUUUUGUCUACCGUUGCUAACAGUCUCUUUUAGAAAUCCUUCACCGAAAUCUAAACUUGAAAUUCUGCCCUUGAUUUGCCAGACCACUUAGCUAAAUUGUACAUCACAACAUCCCUCUUUUUUGUGAUGUGAAGACAUUAACAAGCUUCUUUU